Microcebus murinus (gray mouse lemur) is the source of this 939-nucleotide messenger RNA. RefSeq names its product olfactory receptor 52E1-like. Gene Ontology annotation, biological process: G protein-coupled receptor signaling pathway. The record is from RefSeq and is a predicted model, not a curated record. Gene Ontology annotation, molecular function: G protein-coupled receptor activity; olfactory receptor activity. NCBI's taxonomy places the organism in Eukaryota, Metazoa, Chordata, Mammalia, Primates, Cheirogaleidae. Gene Ontology annotation, cellular component: plasma membrane.
AUGAUCCCUCCUAACGACACGCAGGUUCACCCCUACUUUUUUCUCCUUCUGGGAAUUCCAGGGCUAGAAGCUGUGCAUAUGUGGAUUGGUUUUCCAUUUUGUGUUGUAUAUUUCACUGCUUUAUUGGGAAAUAUUAUAAUUGUUCUUAUGAUCCAGAAAGAAAAAAGUCUCCACCAGCCUAUGUUCUACUUCCUGGCCAUUCUAUCAUCUAUUGACCUGGGCCUGUCCACAUCCACCAUCCCCAAGAUGCUUGGCAUAUUCUGGUUCAACCUAAGAGAAAUCACUUUUGAGGGCUGUGUCAUCCAGAUGUUCUUCAUCCACCUGUACACUGGCAUGGAGUCAGCUGUGCUUGUGGCCAUGGCCUAUGACCGCUGCGUGGCCAUCUGUAACCCUCUUCGCUACACAUUGGUGCUGACAAACAAGGUGGUGUCAGUUAUAGCACUGAUCAUCCUUCUGAGACCCUUAGCCAUUGCAAUCCCCUUUGUUCUGCUCAUCCUACGACUGUCCUUCUGUGGACACCACAUCAUCCCCCACACCUACUGUGAGCACAUGGGCAUUGCCCGCCUGUCCUGUGCCAGCAUCAAAGUCAAUAUUGUCUAUGGCUUAUGUGCCAUCUCUGUCCUGGUGUUUGACAUCAUAGCCAUUGUCAUUUCCUACGUUCAGAUCCUUCGUGCUGUCUUCCGUCUACCUUCCAGGGAUGCCCGACUCAAAGCACUCAGCACCUGUGGCUCCCACGUCUGUGUUAUGUUGGCCUUUUAUACACCAGCAUUUUUCUCCUUCAUGACUCACCGGUUUGGCCGAAAUGUUCCUCAAUACAUCCAUAUUCUUCUUGCCAACUUUUAUGUUGUCAUCCCACCAGCUCUCAACCCUGUUAUUUAUGGGGUCAGAACUAAGCAGAUCAGAGAGAGGGUAGUUAGAGCUUUUAGAAAUAAAUUAUGA